Paramecium primaurelia is the source of this 1128-nucleotide messenger RNA. Lineage: Eukaryota; Ciliophora; Oligohymenophorea; Peniculida; Parameciidae. The record is from the annotation of a GenBank genome assembly.
AUGUAAGAUAAUAGUACAUUUGGGAUAAUGUAAGAAACCAAUUGGAAUUCUAUAUGUUUUGCACUCAAAUGGCAAAUAGGAUAUUUCAUUUAUAUGUUUGCAGCAACAAAGUUAUUGCCAGGUAAAGAAUUUAAAGGUUUUCCUGACCCAAAAGGUAAAGUAUUGAUGUAUAAAAUAAAUGGAUUAAAUACAUACAUACUAACACUCAUAAUCAUGAUAUUUGGUAAAGUAUUUUUUAAUUUUACAUUAAUUCCAUUGAUAGAACACUUUUGGUCUUUUUUUAUAGCUUCAAAUAUUUUGGCUAUUGUAUUUUCUUUGAUUUUAUUCAUAAAAGGAAAAUUGAGUCCACAUUAUAAGCCUCAUAUUUAAUCAUGGACACCUUAAUUAUUGAAUGAUUGGUGGUUUGGAUCAGAAUAAAAUCCAAGAAUUUUAAAUGUAGAUUUAAAAAUGUAUUUUUAUGAACCAUCAUUAAUCGGAUUACAAAUAUUCUUAUUAUCAUUUGCUGAAUACUAAUAUAAUACUUAUUAGUUAUUAUCUAUAAACAUGAUUCUAUUUCAAUUAUUUUGGUUUAUGUGGCUAAUCACACAUUAUAUAAGAGAAGAUUUUAUGUUAUCGACUUGGGAUAUUAUAGCUGAAAACUUUGGAUUUAUGUUAGUUUGGGGAGAUAUUGUUUAUUUACCAUAUCUAUAUUGUAUUGGAGGUUGGUACUUGGGUGACUUUAUUUAGAAUAGCUCUUAUAUUUAUCUGAUUUUCAUCAUUCUUUUGCAUAUGACUUCAUUGUAUAUGUAUAGAGAUUCAAAUUGGCAAAAAGAUAGAUAUAGAAGAUAAGGAGAUAAAGCUAUAAUAUGGAAUAAAAAACCUUAGACUUUAUAGAAUAAAUUAUUAAUUAGUGGAUGGUGGGGUAUAGGGAGACAUUUAAAUUAUACAGGUGAGAUUUUAGUUUAUGUAUCUAUUGCUAUGUGUGGGGAAUUUAAAGCUUUUAAUAAUUAUAUAUUGCCUUUAAGUUUAUUUUGUCUAUUGACACAUAGGGCAACAAGAGAUGAUAAACGUUGCAGAGAGAAAUAUGGUAAAUUAUGGUAAGAAUAUUGUUAGAUUGCUAAAUUCAAGAUUAUUCCAUUCAUAUUUUGA